GUACAUACAUCCUAACAACGGCCCUGAUUCCUGCUCUGAAGAAAGUCCAGGACCCCAGAGUGAUCACUGUGUCAUCAGGUGGGAUGCUGACCCAGAAGCUCAACGUGGACGACCUGCAGUUUGAGAAGGGGACGUUUGACGGCACCAUGGCUUACGCCCAGAAUAAAAGACAACAGGUGAUCCUCACAGAAAGGUGGGCCUCUCAGCACAAAGAGAUCCACUUCUCCUGCAUGCACCCUGGCUGGGCCGACACUCCAG
This is a messenger RNA of Austrofundulus limnaeus, 258 nucleotides long. Its product is annotated as dehydrogenase/reductase SDR family member 12. The record is from RefSeq and is a predicted model, not a curated record. Lineage: Eukaryota; Metazoa; Chordata; Actinopteri; Cyprinodontiformes; Rivulidae.